Molecule: messenger RNA, 1416 nt
Organism: Phragmites australis (common reed)
Lineage: Eukaryota; Viridiplantae; Streptophyta; Magnoliopsida; Poales; Poaceae
Product: senescence/dehydration-associated protein At4g35985, chloroplastic-like
Exons: 5
Coding region: 94-1218 (374 amino acids)
Cellular component (GO): plasma membrane
Source: RefSeq, a predicted model, not a curated record
UCGUCCUUAACACUCUGCCUGCAUUAGUAGUUCAGCUCAUCACAACCUGUAAGUGUCAACCCCCGUAACUCUGAAUCACUCGCGUUCAGUACCAUGGCCUUCUGCGGCGCCAUGUCCGCCAGGCCGCGGGGCAUCCGGGAGGAGACGCUGCUCCGCGUCCCCGGCGCGUCAGUGCACCUCGUGGCCGGAUCCGACGGCCCCGUCGAGCUCGGGCGGGGCGAUCUCGCCGUCGUGAGGAUCACCAAGGACGAUGUGGCUGUAGCCACCGUAGUGCGCGUGGGCCGCGACCUCGGCUGGCCGCUGGCGCGGGACGAGCCCGUGGUCAAGCUCGACCGGCUGCACUACCUCUUCACGCUGCCGGACAAGGACGGCACGUUCCUCAACUACGGCGUCUCCUUCGCCGCCACGGCGGCCGACGCCGCCGCGCUGGCGUCACUCGAUAGCUUCCUCAGGUCCAACGCUUGCUUCUCCACUCCUUCGGCGGCGGGCGGCGCGAUCGUGCCGUCCAGGAGUUCCAGGCCGCCGCCGCCGCCGGCGUCGUCGGACGGGUACUGGAACGACUUCGCGCCGAGGAUGGAAGGAUACAACGGCGUGCUCGCGAAGGCGAUCGCCUCGGGCACCGGCCAGCUCGUGAAGGGCAUCUUCAUGUGCAGCGAGGCCUACGCCAGCCAGGUACAGAGGGGAGCCGACCUGUUUCGCCCUCAGGCUGCCGGCGGCGGGAGCAACCGUUUCGGCGCCGCCGGCGGAGCUGACCGGAGAAGCCAGGCAAGCACGAAGCGCGGAGGAGUCAACAAGAGCCUCAAGAGGGUAAGGAAGCUGUCGGAGAUGACCGAGAAGAUGAGCCAGUCGUUGCUGGAUACGGUCAUCUCGGUGACCGGGUCGAUGGCGGCGCCGCUGCUUCGUUCCAAGCAAGGGAGAGCCUUCCUCGCAACCGUCCCGGGCGAGGUCAUCCUGGCCUCUCUUGAUGCUAUCAAUAAAGUUAUGGACGCGGUAGAGGCUGCUGAGAAGAGAUCACUUGCAGCAACUUCCAGUGUCGUCGCUGGUGCAGUGUCCAGGAGGUACGGCGAGAACGCAGGGGAGGCAACCGAAGACGCGUUCGCGACAGCCGGCCAUGCCGUGGGGACGGCGUGGAACCUCUUCAAGGUACGGAAGGCCGUCACGCCGUCGUCUUCCCUCCCCGGGAACAUGGUGAAGAGCGCCGUCAGGAAGAGGAGCUGACGCCCGAUUUGCACUGCGCACGCAGCACAGCGACACCGCUACAGUUCGCCAAGAGAUAAAUGCUAUACAUUGUGACUGAUGUGCAUGGCUUUCAAAAGAAGACGCCUCUAUGUAGAAUGAUCAUGUACUGACGAUGAUCACAAAUUUAACGGAUAUGAAUUAUGAUAAAGGUGUUUCUAAUCCCAAAUGAUAACCUGA